Colletotrichum acutatum is the source of this 1222-nucleotide messenger RNA. Its product is annotated as cytochrome b5-like Heme/Steroid binding domain-containing protein. NCBI's taxonomy places the organism in Eukaryota, Fungi, Ascomycota, Sordariomycetes, Glomerellales, Glomerellaceae. The transcript has 3 exons. The record is from RefSeq and is a predicted model, not a curated record. The coding region runs from base 147 to 962 and encodes 271 amino acids. Gene Ontology annotation, cellular component: endomembrane system; membrane.
UCUUUUUCUAUUUCUAGAAUCGUGUUCCUUGGGUUCUGUCAGGCCACAUUGACAAGUCUGGUAGCUUCCUAGCACAAGGGCGUCGAUCACUUAAACUACACAUCUCACCUCCUCUCCCCAGAGACACACAAUCAGGCACACACACAAUGGCCGACGACGCAGCGAACCUGCGGCAGCGCAAGCGCGUCGAGGAAGUCGACUCGGACGGCAACGCCAUCGACUCGGACGCACCGCUCGUCACGACAGCAGACAAGAAGAAGAAGAGCAAAAAGUCCAAAAAGGACAACACCUAUACGGACGAGUACAGCCCCUACCUCGACAUCCUCCGCCUCCUCAGCUUCUUCUUCCUCGCCUCGUGCGCCCUGAGCUACCUCCAGAGCGGCGGCGAGAGCUUCUUCUGGGGCCAGAAGAAUAAGCCCUGGUACAUGAGGCCCGACUACUGGAAGGCCAAAUGGAACGGCCCCCUCUACCUGACCCCCGAAGAACUCCUCCAAUACGACGGCUCCGACCCAACAAAGCCAAUCUACCUCGCCAUCAACCACACAAUCUUUGACGUCUCCGCCAACCCGCGCAUCUACGGCCCGGGAGGCUCCUACAACGUCUUCGCUGGCCGCGACGCCUCCCGCGGCUUCGUCACGGGCUGCUUCGUCGAGGACCGCACCCCCGACAUGCGCGGCGUCGAAGACAUGUUUUUGCCGCUCGACGACCCCGAAAUCGACCGCCACUGGUCGUACGCCGAUAUGCAGGCCCUCCAGGCGGAAGAACGCGCGGCUGCGCAGCAAAAAGUGCACGAUGCGCUGAAGCACUGGGUCGAUUUCUUUAGCAAGAGCGACAAGUAUGGCGAAGUGGGCAAGGUCAAGAGGGAGGAUGGGUGGUUGGAGAAGGAGAAGAGACGGCCUCUUUGUGAGCAGGCGCAGAAGGGGCGUGUGAAGAGGGUUGUUCCCGGACAAGAGAAGAAUUAGAGGCCAGCCGAGACUGAGGUUCUACGGAUGCUGUACCACUUGCCGGAAUUUGGUGUUUGUGUCGCAAAGAUGAUUCACUGUAGUAUACUAGGGCGGGAGAGAGAAAGAAAGAAAAAGGCUGCCUUUCGUAUGACAUGAAGCGGUGGACCUUUUGCGAUGUCCGAUACCUGCUCUGUUUUUUUUUUCCCUUUUGUGGCAUAUUCAUACGGGCGACGUCUUCCAUCAAAUCGGUGAUUUGCUCCCGUCAUCAUGUGCAAGAU